UCGGGGAAUAAAAAUCUAAAAUUAAAAUCUGUUUUUUUCCCUUAUUUAACUUUCGUCCAAGACAAGGAAGAAAAAGGCGAGAGCAGGGGUGAGAAGAAAGGUGAAUUGGGGUUAAAGUUGAAGGCCGUGUUGUCUGUUGUCGCCUUGGGCUCGCUGACAAGCGAAGGGAGUCAACUGUGUAUUUUCUCCCUUCUCUCAACCGAAUAGGUCUCAAAUCAGUUGUGUUCAGCGUCAACCUGGCAGAGUGUGUGUUUACGUUGGAACAAAGAGGACAGGAGCAAACUAGAAAGGCUAACACAUUGACAUAUACAGGGACUUAAGAUUCAGUUCAAUACAUUGGCCUGCAUAGAAAGAAAUAGAUACGAGAACACAAAGCCUGUGAAGAUGAGUCUUCUAGGGCGACGAAAGAUAGUAUUCGCCUGCUUUUUAUUCGUUGGCUGCCUUCAAGAUGUUUUAGGAUCUGGUCAGAUUGAGGUCAAAUUUUCAAGUUACUCAGACUCGUGUCGAGAAGACUGGGAUACAAACAAAUGCGACCCCAAGUUUUCUUUCUGCUACGGACGACCACAAAAUACUCCAUUUACUAAUGGAGGUUGUCAAUAUCUUUUGAAAGGAGAAACUGGUCAUUGGCAAGAUACAAACUAUAUAGUUUUCAACUCAGACAUGAAAGGUGUUCCUAAUCCAUUGAUUGCAUCAGUUAACAAAUUUGAGGAUUCCAGUGUGACCCUUGCAGUAAAGGUCAGAGAUGAUGACAUCUUUGAAGAUGACUAUCUGACUACCAUAACUGCUAGUUUAAGUCCUGUGUAUAGGUCAAAGGAAGAGUCACAGUGGAGCAGUUCUUUAACCAUGAGCCAAGGCAAUUACAGGAUGACCUACCAGUUCCGCAUGUUCUGUGAUGCCUACUACUACACAACGUCCUGUAGUGUCUAUUGUAAGCAGCAGGACUCCAGUUCUGGCCACUACACAUGUGACCCUUCAACAGGUUCCAAGUUGUGCCUGAAAGGCUGGAAGGGCCCUAACUGCGCUGAUGAUAUAAACGAAUGUGAACAAGGCUUUUGUGUACGAGGAGAGUGCAGGAACUUGCCUGGUGAUGUCCAGUGUAUUUGUCCAGCAAACUACACAGGUAAAGACUGUUCUGAAUUGAUCAACCCCUGCAAGUCUUCACCUUGUCUCAAUGGAGGUACCUGUUUUGCUCAUAGCUCACAGUUCACGUACUUAUGCACCUGCAAGGACGGCUGGCAGGGUAAGAACUGUGAGUCAAGAGUUGACCCAUGCAGCAAGUCUCCUUGCUCUAACGGUGGCACCUGCACAUCCCAGCCAGGGGCAACAUCAUAUGAAUGUCUGUGUAGAGAGCCAUACUAUGGAGCCAAUUGUCUUCAGGUUCUUACCACAACAACAUCAACUACAACAACAACUACAACAACAACAACAGAAGUGCCAACUACAACCACCACCACCACCACCACCAGCUUGCCGAGUACCACCACUGAGAACCCAACGACCACCAGUACACUGGUCACUUCCACGUCUAUUCUAACUAGUGAGCCGGCUACAACCACGGAACCUACCACCACUAGUGUAACUACAGCACCAGAUACAACUCCUAGUACAACUACAACGCCAUCUACAACUUACAUCAUGGUUGAAACUACACAAGCUGAAAGUUCAUCAGAAAGUAUGGUGGCUGAUGCCCAUAGAUUAGAGUCCCAGGAAGACGAAGGAUUCCAGAUAUGGUACAUUGGUAUUAUUGUAGCAGCGAUGUUGUUAGCAUGUUUGGUUAUAGUGGUAUUCAUCAUUUUCAGAAGAAGGCGCCAUGCAAAAUCACAAAAAGAAGAUUUAACUUGCAUCAGCCCAACUGGCUCCAAUCUGGUGUUUGAGAACAACAUGUACAACAACGCUAACAGAAAUAAUCUGGCCAAAGAGAAAUGUGCUGAUAGUACUUCUCCCUCUCAAGUUAUUGUCCAAUGUGGAGACACACAUAGUGCAGAACAGUGUGCUAAUCCAACAUAUGUGGAAGUGGAUGAAUGCUCCAUGCCCGAUGGAGGCUACUGUAAAAUUGAGGACAAGCUGACAAGAUCAUCUCAAAACUGUGAACCUAAGAGGACAGUUACAUUACCAGAUAAAGCUGAGCUUAAUAAUUAUGCUGACUUUAAUACAUUGAGACAUCAGGCCAAUCAGAACCAACAGGAAACUGGUCACCCUGAUCCAUUGUAUCAAGACCUUGACAGUGUUGGGGAGCGGGACACUGCUGAUUCUGCUCCAACUUUCAGAGCCAAUUCUAAUGAUUCUGUUACUUUUGAUUUAACAACUCCAGAACAAGAAACCAAGCCCAGGAAAGGACUUCCCACGGAGUAUGAUCUUCCAGCCAGUUGUCUUCCACCACCUCGGAUGCAAAGGUCACUGCCACCAGUUCCAGCCUUUCCCCCGGUCAUUAGCAGCUCGGCCGAAGCCGGCUACGAUGUCCCAAAAAACCAGGAUCCUGCCAAAGAUUAUGAAUCUACUGACGAGGAAGAUGUCCAGGAAGAUGUGGCUCAGUUGAGAAAAGAAGUUGAGGAGAGAUACAAGGUUCCUGUUGUCAUUAAACAUUCAGGAGAAUCUUCAUCUUAAAGUUUUUUUAGAAACUUAUUGGAUAACACAUAGGUAAAAAAUAACAACAAUUCAUUCCAUUACUAAAAAGUUAAAGUGUAAAAGGAUAAUAACCUGUGAUGAUUUCUUUUCAAACAUCUUUACACAAACAUUUCCUUAAUAAUAACGAUCGUUUUUAAAAUGUCUUCUUUCAUCUACCCUGUGAUGUAUAACUACAUUUUAUCACUGUCACAUAUUCUAAUCUUUAGAGUAGACAAGAAGUUGUGAGGUAAUUAUUGUUUUAUAACAAUGCAAAACUUGGACUUGUGAAAAUCAUAAGUAUAUUGAUUUAUGGCAUUGUUUACUUUUAAGGUUGUAAUUUUGUACUAGUUUUGUGUAAGCAUUAUAGUCAUUUUGUGUAUUGAUUGUACCAACAGAAUGUAGUUAUCUUCAGUAUUUUGUCAACAAUGUUCUUAAGUUGGACUAAGUAGUUUAUGGUUGUUAGAUUCUUGAAUAAAGAACACAUUUUGUAAGAUUCCCCUCUGACACGUUAUUGUAGCCAAUUGCAAACUAGGGGAAAAGCGAUUGUCAUUAGUAUGAAUUACAAGAGAGCAAAACAUGGAAAGGUUUUGAGCAUAAUGCUAAUAUAAUUGCAGCAGGAUUUUCCGAGAGUUUGAUGGGCUAAGACUAAAAUCUUUUGUUUUGGUAUAUUGUGAUAAAGAAUUAGAGUUAGAUAUCUUAGAUUCACUCUUGAAUUAUCAUGUUUUAGGAUAAGCUGGAAAUAAUUUGUCAUUUCCAUUUCUUAUUUUGAAAAAACUGAGAAAAGAAAUGAUUAUCAUAAGUGUAUCUUAUUUCAUCAUUUUCAGACUUUCUUUUAAACAAUAAGAUUAUUAUAUUUUAUCAUUAGUAUAAAAAAAAAAUCUUUUCUAUUUUGAAUUUAUAUUCUUAUUCCUAAAGUUGUAGAAAAUUAAACAUUGUACACUUUGGUUAUAAAAAUCAAAGGGUUUUUGAUUUAAAGCAUUGUGUUUAUGAGAUAUAGCCCUUGGUAUCCAUGUUGACUGUUGGUUACCCCUGAGGACGCCGAGUGAUUGUUUGUUUUUUUCUAGUCUGCCGUUGUUUUGUGUACUUAUGUGCAUAAUUUUUUUUUGUUGCACUCACCAGAAAAAUGUUGCGAAUUGUAGGCUUACCAGUGAUAUUUUUUUUUACUUGAAAUUAUUGUUGACGGUCUAAAUUGUUGAAACUUAUAACAUUCCAUUUGUUAUGCUUUCUUUGCCUGAUAAGAUAUUAAAAGUUAUUUCGGAGAAAGAAACCUGUUGAUGCAAGUGAUAUGUACAGACUUAUGCUUAUCAUUCAAUAAGUAGUUUUCAAUAUUAUUUUUUUUUUAUGUCAGGCCAGUUUUUUUUUGGUUUUAGCAUUUUUUGUCUCUAAAAUGAAUCUUAUUCAAUGUAAAUAAUUUUAUUUUUUUUAAACUUUCUCUUUACAAAAUAAAUAUUUGACUUGUUGUUUUCUUGUAUCAUAAUUUUGAAAUUUUUGAUUUUUUAAACAGACACAUCAUGUUAUAUGAACCCCCGGUAGCAAAAGAAAAUAGUUUCACUAUACAACUUUUAAAAAAAUGCUGCAUACACCCUGCCCCCCCCCCCCCAACCCCCACACAUAUGUUAAGCUCCAAGGAGCCAGCCAGUAACACACAGUCACAGUACAACUCUUGUAUAUCUUUGUCUGUAAAAUGUCUUAGAUGUAAGCUAGUUACCAAGAAAUUGUACAUUCAAUUUUUCCUUUUCUUCUUUGCUUAUUGUAACAUUCACUUGUACAUAAUUCCAAACAGGACAAAAAUCAAUGCAUCAUGUAAGAGUAAGACUAUUCCCAUAUCAAAAUAUGCAAACUUCAUUGACCCAAUCUAAUUAUAAUAUUGAGGGAAUAUAAGUGAUUAGACUAUAAUGCUGGAGAGUUCCUAAUCGCACAUUCAUACAAAAUUUUGUGUUCUAAUUUCACUCCGAACGAUUAUUUUUUCUAAAUUUGGUCAUAAAUUUAAUUACAAUUAUUUAGUUGAUUUGCAGAUUUUACAGGGUGAAAGGGGAGACUAUUUAAUAAUUGAUAAUGUUAUGAAGUGGUCUCCCCUUUUAAACCCUUCCAUGUUGUUGCUUCAUGUUUUGGGCUUCCACGAACACAACUAUGUGAUUGGAAAAACCAUGGUUUCUUGCUAGACAGAACAAUGUUGGAUGUAAAGGUUGAAUAGAACCCCUUGUUCUUGUCCUCUCUCUUGUAGGCUUAUGCAUGUAUUCCAUUUACCCUUUUAUUGGAAGCUGCUAUUCAUAUAUGCAAAGUUUCAGUACAAAUGAAAUCAAAUGUACAUUUAAUGUUUCAAAUCAUGUAAUGAACUAAUCUCUAUGACAAUAUUAUUUCAUGCAUUAAACGCACAUUGUACAACAUUAAA
Biomphalaria glabrata is the source of this 4996-nucleotide messenger RNA. Its product is annotated as protein jagged-1-like. The record is from RefSeq and is a predicted model, not a curated record. Gene Ontology annotation, cellular component: protein-containing complex; plasma membrane. Gene Ontology annotation, molecular function: calcium ion binding; Notch binding. The coding region runs from base 385 to 2604 and encodes 739 amino acids. Gene Ontology annotation, biological process: Notch signaling pathway; establishment or maintenance of epithelial cell apical/basal polarity; cell communication. The transcript has 17 exons. NCBI's taxonomy places the organism in Eukaryota, Metazoa, Mollusca, Gastropoda, Planorbidae.